Mercenaria mercenaria is the source of this 2656-nucleotide messenger RNA. RefSeq lists its product as uncharacterized. Lineage: Eukaryota; Metazoa; Mollusca; Bivalvia; Venerida; Veneridae. The record is from RefSeq and is a predicted model, not a curated record. The transcript is spliced from 2 exons. The coding region runs from base 184 to 1062 and encodes 292 amino acids.
CUCAUAGGAGUGGCCAGGAAGGAGGGAAUAAUAAUAGUUGAGCUGCCCAGUAAAACAAGUCACUUUACGCAGCCAUUUGACAGGUCUGUUUUUAAGUCUUUUAAGACGAGCUGGGGGAGACAUGUACAGGACUUUACUUCGCAAACAGGGGUAGCUGUAGGACACUCCCAGUUCUUUAGAAUUAUGACAAAGGCGUGGAACGAUGCCCUCACCAGUAACAAUGUGAAAGCUGGGUUUGAAGCUACUGGUAUCUGUCCUUUCAAUCCAGGCGUCAUACCUGACCUUGCCUACAGUCCAUCAGAACUGUAUGUAGCAACGCCCUUAGAUCAAUGUAAGGAAGAGUGUAAUACAGUGGAGCAAGUCCAUUCAAAUCCUUCCGUAGAAACCGCUGUUUUACCCACUGUUUGUGCUGCAAGCAGUAGUACAUGUACCGAAAAUGAUGUAAUUGUUUCAAUUGACAUAGAUGUACAUGAGAUGGACCAGGUUGUGGACCUACCUGUUUGUUUAGAUGAGAAUGGCAUGAUCAAGGUUCUUGAAGAGCAGUUAGGUCCACAGCAAGGUCCUGACCAAAGUCCUCAGCCAUCUGCUUCUAAGCCUGAGUGCAAUUCGUCAACCCUUCCCGAUCAAACUAGCAAUCUAAGGGAGUGCGAUGCAGCACUCGCUUUAUCUGUGGUCGAAUCAGCAAUAACUGAUGAGAAAAUAAACCUGUAUAACAAUACAUACCAAUCAGGCAGCACACUAAACGACUCCAUGUACGAAACCUGGAAAAUGUAUAAAGAACAAAUAUCCCCAAGGCCCAUAACAGUACCUAUUAUCCCUGACAACCCCAUGCUUGUUCUACCUAAACAACAAUAUAAAAAGCCAACAAAAAAGAAUAAAUACUUUGUAGUUACUUCUGAUGAAUGUUUUAAAGCAAAACUGGAAGAAAAAGUAAAAAGGGAAAAGAAAAUCUCUGAUGCAGAAGACAGGAAACAUCAAAGACAAUUAAAAAGAGAAAACAGAGAAAAGGCCGCGGGGAAAAAAAUAAAAAAAGAGAAAGUUUGUCUAAAGGAGCAAAUUUGAUUUAUUGAUUGAAACAGACAGACUAGUUCUUUUACAUGUUAUAAGAAGGUCUAGAAAAAUGUUUUACUUUUAAUUUGUAAACAUUCAUAUUCUUCAGAGUAUUGAUGGUAUAAAAUGUUGUCUCUAGUUUGUAUUUUGUUUUAUGUCAUCCACUAUGUCUUGUAAUAUCUUUAACUCAGUUUCAGACACAUACGCAGCAAUAUAUUUCACAAGAAAAACAUGACUCCUUAUAACAAUUUCUUCACAAUCUCCAGCCAGUGAACGCAUUUCCCAUUCCUGCAGUUGAUGUAUCACCGUCUUUGUUAUGGCAUGAGAUCUUGAACAUAAUGUUUUGAUGAUAACAUGUAAGGUGAAUAAAGAGUCAUGAUCGAAAUGCGUUUCAUGCCAGAAGAGGUUAUCCAAAAGUUGAUGCGCUACCCACUCAUACUCCUUUCUUCUUCCAUGCAUCUCACGACUGAGCAGGACUUUGAUUAUAUUUGCCAUAACCUUAACAAGAUCUAAACGUUUCUGAUGUAAGGAAAAGUUGCAUACUUGCAAAUACAACAACAACAUCAUCAACAUUAACCUAAGCUGAAGUAUACAAUCAAAUUCACCUCUUGAGAACAACAACCUCUAGUCAACGUAAUGUUCAGUCAAUAUUUGUAACACCCAAAGGGUGUUGCUCUACAAAGGUUGUACACGUUCGAGAUGAAUUUGAUUUGUCAUUUGAGUUUUAAAAGUUACUUUAUAAGUAAAAUAGCCGCUGUAAUAAGCAUGUAUCGUGUGAGCCGUGUAUGUUUUUGUAACCUUUUAUCUCACUAUAGACAAGUUUGAUCUGUACUCUUAGAGAAAUUAGAAAUUCUGCUUGAGAUUAUAUCAUGGUUAAGUGAGCUUUUAAAGCCUUUUGGAAUCACGAUAUAAGCCAUCUGCCGCAUAUAUUACGCACUGAGAAAUUUCAGCUAAGCUAAUAAGAUAUAGGGUGAGAAAAUUGUGCAGCCCGACCGGAACACGAACUCGGGGCUUCGGAAUACUGUUCCAAUGCUCUACCAAUUGAUUCUCCCCGUAUGUGACCAAGUCCGUUCCGUGAAUCUCCCUAUGCUAUAGCUUUCAUUUAUAACUGAUAACUAUUUCUUGUGGUAAGUACUACCUUUAAUCUAGCUAGCUCAUCAUCAAACUACUAUUGGCUACUAAAUAAAACUGUAUGUAUAAUUGUCAACAAAAAACAACAACAUUUCAGAAAGGAUACUAGGAAGUCUUCUUUAACAGAAAUGGCGCCUUUAAUUUCUGGGGAAUCUGGCCAAUAAGAAACCUUUUCACAUAAAUAAAAACAGCAAAUUUCAUUGGCAGCAGUCAAAAAAUGUCUUGUUCGUUUAAAGGGCGAAUGCAUUUUACUUGUUCGCUUCAUGGGCGAAAGUGUUCGUUUUAACGGCGAAUUUGAGUUGUGUUAGUAUUUCAUGUACUUUGAUUCAUUGGCCCGAGAUAAUGACCAAGCUUUUAAGAUAACGUGAACCGAUGAUGGUACUAGACACGGUCCGAAUGAAUCUGACGGUGUAGCAGGUGAGUGAACAACAUGUGAUCAUCGCAAUUUCGUAACCCGUUCGCUUCAAGGGCGAAU